AUGUUGUCAGGAAACAGAGCUUCUUGUCGGAAUCAGAGUCGCAAUCAAAUUCUAAUCUUCUAUCUAUCUAUCUUCUUAUCUAUCUAUCCAGAGAAAUCUAUCCAUUAUAUCUAUCUAUCUAAAAUGUCAUCCAUCCAUCUAUCUAUCUAUCUAUCUAAAUCUAUCUAUCUAUCAUCUUCUGCUUCAUCUAUUCAUCUAUCUAUCCAUCUAGACAUCUAUCAUCCAUCCAUCUAUCUAUUCAUCUAUCUUCUUUCCAUUCAUCCAUCUAUCCAUCUAUCUAUCAUCUAUGGAUCCGAUCUAUAUCUAUCUAUCUAUCUAUCUAUCUAUCUAUCUAUUCUGCUUCAUCUAUCUAUAUCUAUCUAUCUAUAUAUAUAUUAUAUAUAUAUAUAUAUAUAUGCUGGUCCAGCUAUCUAUCUAUCUAUCUAUCAUCUAUCUAUCUAUCUAUCUAAAUCUAUCUUAUCUAUCUAUCUAUCUAUCUAUCUAUCUAUCUAUCUAUCUAUCUAUCUUCUGCUUCAUCUAUCUAUCUAUCUAUCUAUCUAUCUAUAUAUAUAUAUAUAUAUAUAUAUAUAUAUAUAUAUAUAUAUAUAUAUGCUGGUCCAGCUAUCUAUCUAUUAUCUAUCUAUCUAUCUAUCUAUCUAUCUAUCUAUCUAUCUAUCUAUGUUCGUCUUUCUUUCUUUCUUUCUUUCCUUUCUUUCCUUUCUUUCUUUCCUUUUUUUCUUUCUUUCCUUUCUUUAUAUCUAUCUGCCUUUCGUUCUUUCUUUCUUUAUAUCUGUCUUGCUUUUUCUUUUUUUCUUUCGUUUUUCUUUAUGUCUCUCUGUCUUUCUGUUUUUAUGUCUUUCUUUCUUUUUUACGUCUGCCUGUCUUUCUUUCUUGAUGUCUGUCUUCUUUUCUUUCUUUCUUUCUUUCUUUCUUUCUUUAUCUAUUUCUUUAUUUCUUUAUUUUUUAUGCCGGUCUUUCUUAUUUUUCUUUCCUUAUGUCUAUCUGUCUUUCUUUCUUUCCUUCUUUCUUUCUUUAGGUCUGUCUUUCUUUAUGUCUAUCUGUCUUUCUUUCUUGAUGUCUGUCUUCUUUUCUUUCUUUGUAUCUUUUUUCUUUAUGUCCGUCUUUCUUUCUUUCUUUAUGACUAUCUACCUAUCUUUCUUUCUUCCCUUCUUUCUCUAUAUUUAUCUGUCUGCCUUUUUUCCUUCUUUAUGUUUAUCUGUCUGUUUGUCUUUCUUUCUUUCUUUCUUUCUUUCUUUCUUUCUUUCUUUCUUUCUAUUUAACACCAGUCCUUUUUGCACUUCAGGCAAAAUAAAAAACCUCGUCACGGACAGAAAUCACUGA
Molecule: messenger RNA, 1320 nt
Organism: Acanthosepion pharaonis
Lineage: Eukaryota; Metazoa; Mollusca; Cephalopoda; Sepiida; Sepiidae
Source: the annotation of a GenBank genome assembly